CAGACAUCAUCAAAAGAUUUACAUUAUAAGGGAACAGGCCUCGGAUCAAACGGAAUUUCAAGGACGAAUUUCACGAUAUUUUCAACACCUCCUUCAGGGCUCUUGACACAAGCCCACUCAAAUGUCGCGCAUUGUAAACUUUUUUCGCACACCACUGUACAAGAACACCGGAUCAACGGCACGCGACCAUCUCGCUUCCGAGCGUACGUUUCUAGCAUGGAUACGUACGGGAUUAGGAUUUAUUGCUCUUGGAAUAGCCGUGGAAAGAUUUUCUCAGCUCGAUCUCCCGGCUUUGGCUCGGGAACUGAAGACGGCGAACUCACCUUCACAAUCUCUGCCGUCUCCCCCAAACAAUUCGAGGAAGCGCGAAAGCGAUGAGAGGCUGUUGGUAGGCACAUUGCUUGGAACUGGGAUGGGAAGUAUUGUGUACGGAAGCACGAGGUACUUCUCAAAUCUCAGAAUACUGGAACAAGGUGGUUUCAAGCCCGCUUUUAACGGACCUGCUGUGCUUGGAGUUGUGGUUGCUGGGAUGGCGAGCGCCAGCUUCUUCAGCAUGGUAAACAGAACAAAAGAGAAAGAAAGUUCGAAAUAGAAUUGCUGUUUAAAUCCGAAGACUUCUAUAUCAUUUUGUCGAAGCACACUCGGCAGAGCAUAGACAAGAUAUGUACUAAUUAGACAUGAUGAC
Messenger RNA from Verruconis gallopava, 685 nucleotides. RefSeq lists its product as uncharacterized. The record is from RefSeq and is a predicted model, not a curated record. The transcript has a single exon. The coding region runs from base 122 to 592 and encodes 156 amino acids. NCBI's taxonomy places the organism in Eukaryota, Fungi, Ascomycota, Dothideomycetes, Venturiales, Sympoventuriaceae.